CCCUCCCGCCGCGCUCGCGGCCUCCCUCCUCCCUCCUGCGCUCCAGCUCGGGCGGCGCGCGGGCGGCGUCCGCAUUGCACACUCUGGGGGCGCCGCAGUGCUCGUGGGAUGGGGCAGCGGGCUGCCGUUGGCGGCCGGGAUCCGCGCGCAGCCCGGAAUGUAGCAAGUAAUCCAAUGGAAUAAAACCAGCAGUUGAGUAACUCAUGCAAAGGUGCAAGUCCUCCCCCAUCGCCUCAAGACCCCACUCUGGGGCCCCCUGUAUGAGUGACACGCUGGUCUGCCAUGGAACCUGGCCCUGCUCUGGCUUGGCUCCUGCUCCUGAGCCUGCUGGCUGACUGUCUCAAAGCCGCUCAGUCCCGGGACUUCACAGUGAAAGACAUCAUCUACCUCCACCCGUCAACCACGCCAUAUCCUGGUGGAUUUAAAUGCUUUACCUGUGAAGAGGCAGCAGACAAUUACGAAUGCAACCGAUGGGCUCCCGAUGUCUACUGUCCUCAAGAGACCAGAUAUUGCUAUACUCAGCACACGAUGGCAGUCACAGGAAACAGCAUCUCCGUCACCAAACGCUGUGUCCCGCUGGAAGAGUGCUUAUCCACUGGUUGUAGAGACUCAGAGCAUGAAGGCCACAAGAUCUGUACCUCCUGCUGUGAAGGAAAUAUCUGUAACUUGCCACUCCCUCGAAAUGAAACUGAUGCGACGUUUGCUACAACAUCACCUAUAAAUCAGACAAACGGGCACCCUCACUGCAUGUCAGUGAUUGUGUCUUGCUUGUGGGUGUGGUUAGGACUCACCUUAUAGCAGCUCCAUGCACCAUGCAUUGUAGCCAUCCAUGGGAAUCACCAUGGUCAUAGUCAUGCAUGAGCCAUUGGCCUGGCAGUAGAUACACAGGUGAGACUGUAGCACUCCUGGAUGUCAACAUGCCAGGUAUCUCAUUACCAUGAGGAACAAGCAUUGCUUCAGUGUUGCGGUCAUUUCCAGUCUAACCAAGACCCUGUCAAAGUCAGCCUGUCCCCAAUAUGGACCCUGAGUUCUGUUCCACAAACCUGUGUUUUCACUCCAAAAAAGAGUUCUGCAUUUAUUGAGGGCUGUGGUUCUUGAUUUGGAAUCUAUGCAUGAGCUGUAGGAGGUCCUGGAUCCUGUGAGAUGUGAGGAAUAUGUUAUAUGGACGCGUCUAGAUGUUUUUCAGGAAAAGGGUAAAGAAUCACUGGCUUAAUUACAGUCGUGAAGUCACUCAUAGCUUUAGAAUUUUCAAACUGCAUCCUAAUGAAUGGAAUAUUGAGAUUCUAACUGAAUCUCUGGAAGAGCAAGCAAUUUGCUCAAUUUAAUUUCCCUAGCUGUCUUACCUCAGUGCUGGGAAACACGUUACUCCUGCUCUUUAUAGAAGAUAAAAAAGGCAAUCAUAAAUGUUGGAUGUAUUUGUAGGUGUGACAAUAGAAAGAUUUCCUCCAAUUUAAUGGAAUUAGAAUCCCUAAAGUGGCUGUUUAUCCUCUCUUAAAACUGGGGAGAUUGGCCUUAACUUGGGACUUAAUUAUGCUCCAUGAAGUCCUGGAUUCCUGUUAUCUAAAAAUUCCCCAAACAGGAUGGGACUAUGUUCUCUAUGUGUUAGGUUCUAUUCAGAUAUAAUUAAUCCAGUCAGAGAGGAAUUGGGAAUAAAAGGAAGGUAUGUGGAGGUUAGUCCUAGUUUAUUUUGGAGGCCCAGAAAUGGUUCAGCAAUGUUUUUAUCUGUAGUACUUAUCAUCAAACAGUGUUCUCCUUCCAAAACCCCAGAGAUGUUAGGGAGAAAGUUCUGGAUUAAAUUGUCUCUAGAUCAAUAGGGAAAGAAGACAUCUUUCCUAAGAUGAGAAGAAAAAUGACUUGAAAGACUAAUAAGAAGGUCCAAUGGAUAGAUGUUGUUUCUUUUAGAUACUGCUUUUGAAGUAGAAGAUAACUCCAUCAUCCUUCCUAUAUUUUUAACACUCAGAGUUGCAUUGUUUUCUUCUUCCUUGUAAAUUCUUUAAACGAUAUUUAUUUUUGUAUGACACAGUAUAUUCCAAAAACAUCUUUUUUUUUUCCUGAACAAAAUGUCAAAUUAGAAUGCUUAUUUUCAACAGUGGUAGAGCUUGUAAUGUAUGUUUGUGGAACACUACCUGUAGUACUUGCACCAAUGUUGAAAAAGUUAAUGUGUUGUGAACAAGAGUUAUGUGCUUGCCUCAAGGCUUUUGCCUGUGGCUCUCUCAGAGUUGCCCUGGAAGUUAUUCAGGUGGAGACCAUGACUGGUCUGGACUUCUGUGCAGGGUUGUGGGGUAUGUUUACAUGGAACUUGGAAGAGCUAUGCCCUCAUAGAGGAUGGUAUUGUUCAGAUAAUCUGCCCUGCAGAGAAAACUCUCUGACUCAUAACAUAAGACACCCUCGCCUCAGGGACCAAAUAUGAACUGACAGCUGUAACUGUGAUAUAAAAUAAUUUAAAUUGAAUCAUAUAGCCUUAAUUCAGAGUUUGGUAGGCUUAUCCAUUUAUUGCUUAUAAUUGGGAAUGGGAGAGUAGAAGGAGAGAAAGCAAGACAUAGUAAGUACCUCUUAUGUGCCAGGCACUAUGCUAAGCACUUUACAUAGCUAGAUUGAUCAUAUGAUCCCUGCAAGAACCCUGUAAGGAACAGUACAAGUAUUUAUGUUUUACAAAUGAGGGGACUGAGGCUCAAAGAGGUUUGAUCAUGUGAAGCCUCUUCCUUCAGAUUUUGGUUUUGUGGGAUGUGACAUGAUUGAAAAACAGGGGAAGGUAGAAUUGCUCUUCUAGGAGAACCUCCAGGCCUGGCUUCAUGGGAACCUCCCCAUCUUCUCAUAUAGAACUUAUCUUAUCCUGCUUCUGCAGGAAGACAUUUGCAUGUGUCCCCAGUUGAUGGUUUUUCUUUGGGGAGUAAAGUUAUAGCUCUCUUAUUUAUCCCUCUUGUGAAAAGAGGAGACGGUUAACUUUGCAUCUAAAGAUGCUGUAAGACAAUGGAAAUUUGAUGUUGUACAUAUCUACAAGUAUCAUUUUUUUGUGCAUGGUCACAUUUCACUGACAUUUUCCAAGUAAUGCAUGCAAUUUAAAGGAGAUAAGAAACUGACCACAUCAGAGCCUCCCUGGCUGGUAUACAGGGAUCGGGUUCUCAAGGGUGCAGAUUCUCCCGGCACCUGGGAAGUAAUUGCAGACACUGCACAGAUGUGCUGCAUGCAUCCCUAAUGCCUUUCAAAGUGGCUUGUUUAAUUCUCUGGAAAGAAUGUGAUUCGCUCACCACCCCUAGCCUCAAGAAACCAAGGAAGGGCCAUUCAUGUGGAAGGUCCAGGGCUAGUUAGCCAUCUGACUUUUCUGUCACAUUAAAAUUUCCAUUAAACCUCACCAUUGGUGAUGGCUUGAAGUACAAAGAGCCAUGAUGUAUAUAUUAACCUAUGUGCCACAUAUUUAUUUUUAAACUCCCUUCCACAUUCAUGUCAAUAUGGAAUUAAUGCCUAAAUGUUGUAAAUACUGUAUACUUUGUAAAUCAAUGA
This is a messenger RNA of Nannospalax galili (Upper Galilee mountains blind mole rat), 3501 nucleotides long. RefSeq names its product LY6/PLAUR domain containing 6 (gene Lypd6). Gene Ontology annotation, biological process: positive regulation of canonical Wnt signaling pathway. Gene Ontology annotation, molecular function: acetylcholine receptor inhibitor activity. NCBI's taxonomy places the organism in Eukaryota, Metazoa, Chordata, Mammalia, Rodentia, Spalacidae. The record is from RefSeq and is a predicted model, not a curated record. The coding region runs from base 283 to 798 and encodes 171 amino acids. The transcript is spliced from 6 exons.